UUUAAAACGGAUAAAAUCACUUACAGUACCUUUAAAGCUGAGACUGACAGUGCUGUUAUUUUUGUUUCGGAAUAUUUUACGCAUUCAGACUUGUUAAAACAGUCACGUGAUCACGGCGCUCGGUCUUGUGGAGGAGUGGAUCAGAAUCGCGAGCCGCUGACAGGGUCGUUGAUGUCGUGAAACACACUUUAUGUAAACCGUGUCUCUCAUAUCAGUCAGUCUGAAGAAUCUGAGCUAAAGACACGGACGGUGCAACAGAGGCAUGUUUCGGGAUAUUUCCCGCGUUACACUCGUUUAGCACGCGUUAAAUUCAUUCUCGUGGAGGAGUGCAACGGAGCCGCGCGCUGCUGCCACUGUCAGUAACAUUGAGUCGUGACUCUGAUAUUGUUAGUGUGUCUUAUAUGGAGUGUAUGAGAUCAUGACUUUAUCAGGACUCUUUAAUUUGAGUUUACUGCGGGAAAUGUAGGCGACCUGUCAUUGCAAGAGCAAAUGCUGGGGAGCUGAUACGCGAUUUGAGCAUCAUCUUUAUGUUAUAUAAGGUGUUACACACACUGUAAGUGAAAUGUCUCUGGUUUUCCCACGACCCAACACUAGCGUGAUCGGUAAGAAGGACAAGCGACUCAUGGCCGAGGUGAACGCCUCUCCACUCAAACACUUUGUCACUGCCAAGAAGAAGAUCAAUGGCAUCUUUGAACAGCUGGGCGCGUACAUAAAAGAGAGCUCAGCCUUUCUGGAAGAAACCUACAGCAAUGAAGAACUGGAUCCUGUUACUACGGAUGAGCAGGUGGCGGAGGUACGGGGUUACCUGUCCAAAGUGGCAGGCAUCGGGGAGGUCCUGUCCCGCAGACACAUGAAGGUGGUCUUCUUUGGCAGGACCAGUAAUGGGAAGAGCUCCGUCAUUAAUGCCAUGCUCUGGGACAAAGUCCUGCCAUCUGGAAUCGGACACACCACUAACUGCUUCCUGCGGGUGGAAGGCACCGAUGGCAACGAGGCUUUUCUGCUCACCGAAGGAUCGGAUGAAAGAAAGAGUGUUAAAACGGUAAAUCAGUUGGCUCAUGCCUUACAUCAGGAUGAGGAUCUGGACGCAGGCAGUCUGGUGUGUGUCAUGUGGCCAAAAGCAAAGUGUGCAUUGCUGCGAGAUGACCUCGUGCUUGUAGACAGCCCUGGCAUCGAUGUAACAACUGAGUUGGACAGCUGGAUCGACAAAUUUUGCCUUGAUGCCGACGUCUUUGUGCUGGUGGCCAACUCGGAGUCCACUUUAAUGCAAACAGAAAAAUCAUUCUUCCACAAAGUGAACGAGCGCCUCUCCAGCCCCAAUAUCUUCAUCCUUAACAAUCGCUGGGACGCCUCGGCCAAUGAGCCUGAGUACAUGGAAGAGGUGAGGCGGCAGCACAUGGAUCGCUGCUCUAGUUUCUUAGUGGAUGAGCUGCGGGUGGUAGACCGUGCUCAGGCCAGUGACCGGAUCUUCUUCGUCUCUGCUAAAGAAGUUCUGCAAGCACGUGUCCAAAAAGCCCAGGGCAUGCCUGAAGCAGGUGGUGCUUUGGCUGAAGGUUUUCAAGCGAGAAUGUUUGAGUUUCAGAACUUUGAAAGACGCUUUGAAGAAUGCAUCUCGCAGUCAGCGGUGAAGACAAAGUUCGAGCAGCACACGAUGAGAGCCAAGCAGAUUUCUGAAGCUCUGCGUCUGAUAAUGGACUCUGUGCAUAUUGCAGCUCAAGAGCAGAGGAUUCAUUGUUUAGAGGUGAAGGAGGAGCGAGAGGACAGGCUGGAGUUUAUUGACAAACAGCUGGAUUUGCUCACGUUGGACUGUAAGAGCAAAAUCAAGAAGAUCACAGAAGAGGUGGAGAAACAGGUUUCUAACGCUAUGGCAGAGGAGAUCAGGAGACUGGCCGUGCUUGUGGACGACUUCCACUUGGACUUCCAUCCUUCACAAGUGGUGCUGAAAGUGUACAAGAAUGAGCUCCACAGACACAUAGAGGAUGGUCUGGGCAGAAAUAUGUCUGAGAGAUGCUCCAGUGUGAUCACUGCUGCCCUGCAGACCACACAUAUGGACAUGAUAGAGGGUCUGAAACCCCUGCUGCCAAUCGGGGUUCGAGAGCAGGUGGAUAAGAUGGUGCCUAGACAGUGCUUCAGUCUCAGCUACGACCUCAAUUGUGACAAAUUGUGCAGUGAUUUCCAGGAAGACAUCAGCUUCCACUUCUCUCUGGGCUGGACCAUGCUGGUCAACCGUUUUCUGGGCCCCAAGAACACACGGCGUGCUCUAAUGGGCUACAAUGACCAGGUUCCCAGGCCGAUGGCCAUCACUCCGGUCAGCACCAGUAUGGCUCCUUUCCCUCAGGGAUCCAUGACCCAGGAAGAGCUCAUGGUAUCCAUGGUAACUGGAUUGGCAUCACUCACCUCCCGGACAUCGAUGGGCAUCAUAGUUGUUGGAGGAGUGAUCUGGAAGGCAGUGGGCUGGAGGCUCAUUGCCCUGUCUGUGGGUCUCUAUGGGUUGCUGUAUGUGUAUGAGAGACUCACCUGGACCACCAGGGCCAAAGAGCGAGCAUUUAAAAGACAGUUUGUGGACUAUGCCAGUGAGAAACUGCAGCUUAUCGUCAGCUAUACUGGAUCCAAUUGUAGCCAUCAGGUGCAGCAGGAGCUGGCCAGCACCUUCGCUCAGCUCUGUCAGCAGGUGGACGUCACCAGACAGCAGCUGGAGGAUGAGAUUCGAGACUUUAACAGCAAGAUUGAACAGUUGGACUCCCUGCAGAGUAAAUCCAAGCUGCUCAGGAAUAAAGCUGGCUGGCUGGACAGUGAACUAAAUAUGUUCACCCAACAGUACCUUCAACAGGGUCGAUAGAAAGAUCGAGUCUGACCAACACUAUCAACGCAGUGAGCAGCAUAGAGCCCAUUGAUCUUAUUCUCUACUGCUGCAUUUUUAUAUAAUAUCAACUUCUGCAAAUAAUGUAACACUUAGCCAUGCUUUGAUACAUACCAAAUAUCAUUGCUCAUUGCAUAUGUUUUCUUUCAUAGGUUUUGCAAUGUUUUUUUCUAUUAGUAUGUUUUGUUCUGAACUAUGAGACCUGCCUUUGUGAGUACAGUGACAUGUGCCACUUUAAAGAGAGCUUCCUUUUGUGUCUUUGUUUUCUAUUUAAUACAGGAGUAAUUAUUUAUUCUUUGUAUAAGAGGUCAUGUAAAGUGUUUGACCUCUGUAGAUUGUGGUUACAGUGUAUAGAUUUCCAGACUGAGAUUUUGCAGUAUGCCACAGGAUGUUGCAAAAAAUAGUCUCUCACAUGCCUUGUUAUUAUUCGGGGUAGUGUGCCGGACAAUAAACAUAACGGGAUUAUCAUUCUUUUAUCAUUUUACUCACCCUCAUGUUGUUCCAAACCCAUAGAACUUUCUUCUUUGGAACACAAAAGGAGGUGUUAGGCAGUACGUCAGUCUUAGUCACCAUGUAGUUACAUUGCAGAAAGUCAUACGGGUUUGGAUCAACAAAGUCGUUUUGCCAGUGUACAGGCUUGUAGAGGUCAGAUUCUUAGUUGGAUUGGGGAAGGAGAACUGACCUAUUGGAAUUCAGUGUAAAUCCAAGCUGAGUUACUAUAUAAAUAAUUAUAUUUUUGUCACUGUGUUCCCAAAGUCUUGGUUUGAGGGAGCAUUAAAAACAAAUGAAGGGAUUGGUUUGAAGAUGCAACCAUUUUUAAACUCUUGGUACAAAAUCUCUCAAUGAUUUUUCAUUUUGUUUUGUUUUUUAAUAUAAAGUUUCAUAUAGUUUUUCUAUUGAGUGACGUUUGACCUGAUGUAAUCAGUGAUAAUUUUGUGCCUCUAAUUGUUUUUCCGUACCUGCCCCAUAUUAAUACUAAUCGUAGGUUUAGUAUAAAUACUGUGCAUAUUGACACAUUAAUUUAACAUGGUAAAUAUGAAAUGCAUAGGCAAACCAGUUUUUAUGUGAAGUGGGACUGAUUUAUAUUUCACCCAAGAAAUAAUUAUAUAAAAAGAGAUUAUACAUUAUGCAGAUUAUACUGCAUAAAGAAAAUUAAGCCUAUGUUUUGCAUUGUUGAAUUUUCAUGAUUCACCACUGACAUCCUCCUCUGACUACAUUCUGAAAGCAUACUGAUCUUUGUGAUCAGACUGUAAAUGUGUACGAAUCAUUGUUCACCAGUAGUCCCUCACUAAUGUAUAGUAUGGUAUAUGGUAACCUGUUAAGUUUGGAUUAUGGUGUGCCAAGUGUUCGAGAAAGUGAUCUGAAAAGCUCUUGUGACAUGCACUUUAUAUUUUGCUGCUUUUUUGCAUUAUUUCCAGCAGGUCCGUUGAAAAGAGAAAGGUACAGCGAUCCUUGUACUGGUUCCAUGUCAACAGUAAUGUAUAGAUUAUGAGCAUGCAGACAGCUUUAAUUUAUUGUGUUGUUCACUAUUACUCUUAGAUGAAAUAAGUAAUAAAGAUGACACUGUUCAAAAGUAA
Molecule: messenger RNA, 4434 nt
Organism: Myxocyprinus asiaticus (Chinese sucker)
Lineage: Eukaryota; Metazoa; Chordata; Actinopteri; Cypriniformes; Catostomidae
Product: mitofusin-2-like
Exons: 18
Coding region: 563-2836 (757 amino acids)
Biological process (GO): mitochondrial fusion; mitochondrion localization
Cellular component (GO): mitochondrial outer membrane
Molecular function (GO): GTPase activity; GTP binding
Source: RefSeq, a predicted model, not a curated record